Aspergillus niger is the source of this 666-nucleotide messenger RNA. RefSeq names its product mitochondrial 37S ribosomal protein bS18m. The record is from RefSeq and is a predicted model, not a curated record. The transcript has 3 exons. Lineage: Eukaryota; Fungi; Ascomycota; Eurotiomycetes; Eurotiales; Aspergillaceae. Gene Ontology annotation, molecular function: small ribosomal subunit rRNA binding; structural constituent of ribosome. The coding region runs from base 1 to 666 and encodes 221 amino acids. Gene Ontology annotation, cellular component: ribosome; mitochondrial small ribosomal subunit. Gene Ontology annotation, biological process: mitochondrial translation.
AUGGCUCUUCAUCUCUUUUCGUGGUCGCCUUUGCGCACCGUUGGCUCAGCCUUUGGGUCGGUGUCUGCUGCUGCUAGUGUUGCUUGUCGCUGGAAUUCGACGGCUGCUCCGAAUCCCGCUCCUCAGCGUGGCCCCAGAUCUCGGUACCGAACUUGGGGGGAACCUAUUUCAAUUAUAUCCCCUUCUAUUGACUUUUCGCUAAUCGGUGGCUUCAACGCAGCUCCCAAAGUGUACAACCGCCGCCGUGGACCAGUGGACCGCCGCCGAUUUCUCGAGGAGCAGCGGGCUCAGAGUGAGAGCAGGGCUUUGGAGAGGUUCCAGACGCGUGAAUGGAAAGCCGGUGAUCUCUAUGCCCCUCAUGAUCUCAGCCCGGCAGAGAUGAAGAAAUGGAGGAAGCGUUACAGUCCCUCGACUGAUGCCUUUGACGCCCUGAACCUGAACCCCCUGGAUUUGUAUAAGAACUUCUCUGUUAUGUCGGAAUAUAUCACCUCGAUGGGUCGGAUAAAGCACAGAAACAUGACGGGUCUGCGGCCCGUCAACCAGCGCAAGAUUUCCAAGGCUAUCCGGAGAGCUGUUGGUCUCGGUCUCAUGCCCAGUGUUCACCGACACCCGGAAGUUCUGGCGGCCGAAGCAAGGUCGCGGAUGGAGGGAGGAAGUGGCUACUGA